This is a messenger RNA of Amoebophrya sp. A25, 1878 nucleotides long. NCBI's taxonomy places the organism in Eukaryota, Dinophyceae, Syndiniales, Amoebophryaceae. The record is from the annotation of a GenBank genome assembly.
GGUGUGGGAAAGUAUACGACUCUUCAUGUGGACGCUACAACAUGGAAAGGUAUGGCUUCAGUGCUUCUAGAUCCGGAUAUACACUCACUCUAUAGGCUACUUUCUUCAAUCACAUCAUGCAGCUUUCCAUUAGGGCUUAGACACGUAGCCUGCUUUUCAACAAAUUUACUUUUACAGGUCUUCAAGAAGAUCAUUCUUCUCAGAGCAACUACCUACGAGAUCACUUAAGGAAGUAGGCUAUCGCUCAUUCAUCUCUAGUGCCGAAGAUUCCUCAACCUUCUCGAAGGGAGGUCGAUACUUUUCAAGAGGGAUCUUCACAGGACAGCGAUGGAUUCGGGGUAGCUCUAAUCAAUUCGCAUUUCUUGCUAAGGACGAACUCCACCAGCAUUCUUUUUCUCGAAUUCACAGACAAGAAGUGGGACGAAAGCUUUGGCUAUCCCUGCCUGACUCUCGGAGGAACGAACGGGAUUCGAUCAAAUUUUGAGUAUGAGUGGAUGGAUGGAAAAUCAUGAGCAGAAGCCAAUGUACUUGCGCCUUAUAAAACGCAAUUGGCUUCAUCUUAUGAUAGUGACUGUUUUUCUACAAGGACUAACUCAAACUUUUCCCUUUUUUCCUCCAUCUCUGCACUGUGCUAUGUGAUUAUCACCUCUCCAUCUCUGCGCCUCUCCAUCUCUGCACUAUGAGAUUAUCAUCGAUUACAUCUACAUAACCAGUAACAUCAACUACAGGCUGCAGAAUGAUGGAAGACGAGCUGCGAGUUUCAAGAUGGUUCAAUUGUGCGCUGAAAAUUUGCAACGUGGCAGAAUGUGGAAUACGUUUAUCCAUCAGCUUUCACUAUUUCUUGAGCUGAUUAGAAGUCUUUUUUCAGAUGAUUGUUGUCGAAACCUAUGUGCCAGAAGAUGCAGAUUGUGUACAAAUGAAUAAUGAUGAUGACCUACCUAGACCGGAGUCCGGUAAUUAUAGAACUUACUGAAUAAAUUAUGAUGUUUAUGAAAAGGAGAUGCUAUUAUCUAUGUACUGCACAGGAAUUUACUCCCAGGAUUACCACUAGGAGUUCAGUAGUUGGAACAAUUAGAAGUCAAUGUUGUACCAUCUUGGAGGUUUAGUUGUUGUCUCUGCGGUAACUAUCACAAAAUGCAGCAACAGAGAUCAAAAUAUUCGAAAAGCGAAUUGUCGGUAGAAGUCUUUCUCAUUAUAGAUAGAGUACAUGUACAACUGAUACUUACAGGAUCGACGUCGAGCAGUCAACCAUACUACUCAUAUUUCAAUAAGCACUUUUACAGAUGUUUAAGUUUAAGAGCUGUUGCACACAAUGGAUCUCUACUGCUGACUUCGAAGACAUCAAACAAGCCGCUUUAUAUUGACAAGCGACAACUUCGCAUUGACAAGGACAACUCUUUGCAAAAAAAUCAUCAUCGCCUGUCGUUUCGAUCAUUCUUAAUUUGAUGAGCUGAUACAGCCUGAGUCUUUGUCGGAAGAAACGAAACCCAAAAUUUUAUAUGGUGAGGAGGGUAUCACGAUCACGAAUGUCCAAGAGUGAGCACUUACUAUCAUGAGACUUCGUCCGCUUCAGUGUUCGCGCGACGUGCUAAGAAGGAAGUUGGAUUGGCGUCGACUAGAAAGAAGGCUAAAGUGGCGUUGAAUCGGGCUAGGACCGACUACAGAAAGGACCUCUUCGCAGGACAAAGUCACUUUUUGCGAAGUAGAUCGCUCUGUAGCAGCAAGAGACUGAGACAGCAUACAGUUGCAUUGUCCAUUACUAGGGAAGUUGCUCCUCUGGACCCCACGUGGCAAAUAUAGUGGGCUAGGAAGUUCCUCCUUACUGCAGCGCGAUUUUUUUAGCUUCCUUGACUAUUUUGAAAACGAGAAAGAGAGAAG